AUGCCGAAUUUAUUGUUGUUUCCUUUCGAAAAUACUAUACUAAAUGUAACAAUUUGGAUUUCGUCCGUCUGCAGAAUCCACACGCAUGUACGAUCAGCAAAAAUCAUCGCGGGACUCGAUACGGAGUGGCUGCCCAAUCUGGGGCCGCAAGAAGACCAUCCAAUCGCUGUACUUCAGCUAUGCGUCGGCCACGAUUGCCUCGUUUUCCAGAUUCUUCGGUCCGAUUUCAUCCCUAAAUCGCUACAAGUCUUCCUAGCGGAUCCUCGUCACACUUUUUGCGGAGUGGGGAUAAAAGAUGACGUGGACAAACUAUACGAUCAUCAUGGGUUGCGAGUGGGAAGAAUUGCCGAUCUUAAUGAUCUUGCUAGAAUGUCGAAGAAGAUGACAGACGGUCAAGAUCGAAACUACAGAUAUAUGGGACUCAAGAAGAUGGCGUUGGCUCUACUUGGGAAGAAGAUGGAGAAGCCGUUGAAUGUGACUUUGAGUAAGUGGGACGCUGAAGAACUCGACUCCGCUCAAAUUCAAUAUGCAGCCAUUGAUGCCGCUGUCUCGUUCGAACUUGGUUUCAUGCUAUGUGUUCGGGUUUUCCAUCCAAACGGGAUCGUACGCCUACCGCCACCGCUACCGCCACCGCCACCGCCACCGCCACUGUAUAAUGGGAUUGUACGCCUACCGCCACCGCCACCGCCACUGUAUUCAAAUUAG
Molecule: messenger RNA, 705 nt
Organism: Erythranthe guttata (spotted monkey flower)
Lineage: Eukaryota; Viridiplantae; Streptophyta; Magnoliopsida; Lamiales; Phrymaceae
Product: 3'-5' exonuclease
Biological process (GO): nucleobase-containing compound metabolic process
Cellular component (GO): nucleus; cytoplasm
Molecular function (GO): 3'-5' exonuclease activity; nucleic acid binding
Source: RefSeq, a predicted model, not a curated record